This is a messenger RNA of Sphaerodactylus townsendi, 1710 nucleotides long. RefSeq names its product biogenesis of lysosomal organelles complex 1 subunit 4 (gene BLOC1S4). The transcript is spliced from 5 exons. Gene Ontology annotation, cellular component: BLOC-1 complex. Bases 47 to 679 code for a protein of 210 amino acids. Lineage: Eukaryota; Metazoa; Chordata; Lepidosauria; Squamata; Sphaerodactylidae. The record is from RefSeq and is a predicted model, not a curated record.
GAAAUCCCUUCAUCAGGUGACGGGCGGAAGCGGGACGGGACAUAAGAUGGACGAGGAGGAGGCGGCAGCCGCUGCCGCGGAGGAGCCUCCGCCGCCGGUAUCGCAGCUGAGCGGAGACAGCGGCAACGUCUCGCAGAGUCACAGCAGCACCUCCGGACUGGGUGACGGGGAAGCGGCGACGGACGGAGAGCAGCUGCUGCUGGCGGCCACGGCCGACUACGCCGCUUACCUGCUGCAGCCGUUGGACGGAAGCGCCUCCGACGCGCAGAUCAGAACCUUAGACAAGAGUCUGGAAGAAUUGCUGACCAGGGUAGAUGAGUUUGUGGGGAUGCUAGACAUGAUCCGAAGUGACUCUUCUCAAAUAGUCAAUGAAAGUGUGCCACAUAUUCAUGCAAAGGCUAUGGAGAUGAGGCAGCUGUAUAAAAAGAUAGACAAACUGGAGGCCUUUGUGAAAAUGGUUGGGAAUAAUGUGGCCGGGAUGGAAGAGCACAUCACGAAAGCUGAAGCAGACCUUGGAGCUUUUCCAAAUACAUUCAGAAAACUUUUAAACUCAAUCAAUGUGCCAUCCUUUCUUAAUAAAUCAUCUUCCUCAAGACCGAAGCAAAGCCUUUAUGAACCUCCUAACCUCUUCAGGACUGAAGACUACUUUCCCUCUAUGCGUGAAACACAAUAUACGUGAUUGGACAGUGACGGUCAAAACCAUAGUAUUAUCAGUGGGCGAGCUACAUGCUAGUCUUCCUUUAGAGUAUGUGUCUUUGAAAGCUAUGGCCUGCUAGCAUUUUGUGUGCCAUAGACAUACUUCAGCUUUAUUUUGUGUGAAAUAUAUUUUUUCCAUUGUUCCCAAAGUGAAACCUAUAUAGUCCUGAUGAACAACUAAUUUGGCCAGUAGGUCACUUUUGAGAAAAGACAAGAGGGGGAAUUAAGCACACCACCCAGGUGACCUGCUGGGAAAACUACCCUUUGCUUGCCCUGUGUAUUUAAUGCUCAGGCAAGGAAGAUGAGGACAAGAUUACCUUCCUUGAAUAACCUACAGCCAGAUGCCUAGCCUUUGUACCAUUCUAAGGCAAAAAGGCAGGAGGAGGACACUUACAAGGAGAGGGGGUUUCAUUCGUGGCUCUAAGAUGGGGCAGGCAGAGAAGUUGGACCAGCGGAAUUUUUUUUAUAUACUCUGGUUGGAUUGUCCUGUAGGCAACAGAUUGUCAAACAAAUUGUAUACUUUUUGUUUAAUUGUAAUUUGGAGUCAUGAAAUGUACAAAUUCAUCUGCAGUAAGAGAAAUAAUUUUAGUAGAAAGAACAAAGAUAAGAUCAAAUAUAUAAUUUCUAUUUUGUUUUGGGUUUUGCUGCUGCUAUUAUUAAUCCACAUACUGCAGGAUGGUUUUGUUUUUUAAAAAAAACAACAACCAUAUUCUGUGGCAAUUUAAGUGCAAUAGGACCAAAACUAUGCAUUUAUGUCCAUAAUGAAUGGAUCUGGAAUCUGUUCAACAUCUUGAGGAGAAAUACACUGUAUUUGAACAGGGAAGAGUGAAAGUAUCUUUCAGCUGCUGCAGGAGAAAAGAACACAAUAGUAUGUGCUGACUGCUGUAAUGUUUUAGGGGCUACUGGUCCCAAGUCCCUUUUGAUGAAUACCCUAAAACUUUUGUAUAUAAUGCCAAAAUUAAAAUGACCAAAGCUCUUGUAAUGUAAAAUUGAAUGAAAACUUUACACACGCAA